Molecule: messenger RNA, 2320 nt
Organism: Eriocheir sinensis (Chinese mitten crab)
Lineage: Eukaryota; Metazoa; Arthropoda; Malacostraca; Decapoda; Varunidae
Product: adenosine 5'-monophosphoramidase HINT3-like
Exons: 5
Coding region: 93-638 (181 amino acids)
Molecular function (GO): catalytic activity
Source: RefSeq, a predicted model, not a curated record
UAUCUGGAAUAGUUUCCAGUGACAGCUUAUCCAUGGAAAUGUGAUCCCGUAAGUAACGUGGUAAACAGAACCGGCGCGCUGCCCGUGUGUUGAUGGGUCGCCUGUCCGUCAGUGCUGUGCGGGUCCUUGGCAGUGCUUACAGGAUCGUUAAGGCCAGCACCAGAACCAUGAGUGCUUCACCACCCCAGUCAGAGUCCGCCCAGACACAGGGCCAGAGCAGCACCAGGGCUAAGUGUCUGUUCUGCAGGAUUUGUGAUGGCCUGGAGCCCAGCAACAUUGUCCAUCAGGAUGAGGAGUUUGUGGUGUUCCCAGACAUCCGGCCAGCGGCACCUCACCACUUCCUGGUGGUGACACGGGAACAUAUCACAGAUCCCAAGUGCCUCACCAAGGAGCACAUCCCCACAGUGGAGAAAAUGAUGGCAUUGAGCAAGGAGGUUCUGGUCACACAAGGAGGAUCGCCGGACACUGCCAGGCUGGGCUUCCACUGGCCACCCUUCCACACCGUGAGCCACCUCCACCUCCACAUCAUUGCCCCAGAGAGUGAGAUGGGCUUGAUAGGCCGGGCAAUGUUCAAGGCCAACUCCUUCUGGUUUGUCACUCCGGAGAAGGUUAUUGAACAGUUACAAAAGAAGGCAUAGUGUAUGGUGAGUGUCUAGAGCUGAAGAGCCAGCCAGCCAGCCAGCCAGCCAGCCAGCCAGCCAACGAAUUAGUCUGUGUGUGAUAAUAUAAGAGAAUGCCUAUGGACUCAAGAUUAUCAGAAAUUUAAGGUGACACAAUGAGGUAACUAUUGGGGCUAUACGUGCUCAAAGCUAGGCUAGGGAGGAGGAUAAUUUUGUUUUGUAUUUUGGGAAGUAAUGUCUUCGUCAGAUAGAGGAUGAGCAUAAGAAUAAUGGUAAAACUGGUUUGUUGACAGAUAUUGGGUAGAAGGUAUGUAUAGGUAGAUGUAGAAAUACCUUUUGUGGGUAAGUUGUAUUAUUGUAAUUUUGAGAAUAUGAAUCAUAUAUUAUUCCUCUUUAUAUCAGGUGUAGUGAACAAAUAUGACAAUAAUGAGGUUUCCAAUAGAAGUUUUGUAGAAGGUAGAGCAAAGGUUCUCAAAUUUGGGUGCCACGGACAGUGCCUAGGGGUGCCACAAGAUAAUGAAUUUUGAAUCAUUAUUUUUUUUUCUUUUUGUGUUAGUCUGCAUUUAUAAUUCUGAAGUUCAUCUAAUUUGACUGAUGAGUUCUGUCUGGGCAUGUACUGUACCAUAUAUUAUUUCUGGUUUGAGUAUGGAUAAUAAUUUCAAUUCAUUAAUUACAGUAAUUUAAACAGGUACAAUUGUGUAAAAGAAGUUAAUUCAUAUGAGGAGGGGGGGGGUGAAAAAGGGAUGCCACAAAACAGUUUAUAUAAGUUCAGGGUGCCAUCACUGAAAAAAGAUUGAGAACCUCUGGGGUAGAGUAUGGAGAAAUAAUGUGGGCAAGUUGCAUCCUAGUUGUACAUAAAUCACAUUACUAAUAUCUUCUUUGCUUCCGUAUCGGAUAUAAAAAAUUAGUGUUACAAUUACGAGUAUCUGAUCAAAGUCUGGUAGGAGGUAGGCACAGAAAGAAGCCAUAAGGGCAAGUUGUAAUCUAGCAUGUAAGUAAAUAGAUAAUAUAUUCCAAGUGUCUGUAGUGAUAGGGUUUGUUAAGGUCACGAUUUUGGCAUGGGAUGAGGAAGCCAUUGUUAGGGAAAGAGAGAGAGAGCAGAUCAGUGGGUGGUGCCUGCAAUGUGGGGUCUGUCUAGCAAGCUUUCCUUAUAAAUCCGCACAUGUUCUAUUAUGAUAUGUUAUGCACUUUGUAAAUGCCACGACAAUUAGUGACUAUAUCGGGAACUACUCGGGAAAAUUGAGCUGAGGUACAAAAAUUAAUGUUAGAACUUUAAAAAGGCUUAUUGAUAUUCAUAUUGUCAAUGUUUGUAUGUUGAUGCCUUAUCUCGGUUUUCUGAAGUAACUUUUGACCUGAUAUGAGUCCUACUAAUUGGAGUGGUAGGUGUGAAUUGGUGAACAUAGUUGUAUAUUAUGGAUACUACUUCAAAUCCAUUACAUUUACUUAUAUCUUCGUGUGUGUGUGUGUGUGUGUGUGUGUGUGUGUGUGAUAUAUUAAAGAGGUGUCGGCAGUGUCUUGCCUUCGUAGGUGCUUCUCUUGUUGAAGGUGGUGUGUUUCUUGGUGAUAUUACUCGGCUGUUGUUCUCAAGGGCAUCUAAAGUUUACUAUUAUCAACUGAAUUAUAUUGUUUUUUCGUGUCUGGGAGCAGUGAACGUCUCCUUAAUAUUAUGCAAAAUAUCAACUAAAAGCUUCAUUUUCAAG